Messenger RNA from Stegodyphus dumicola, 1047 nucleotides. RefSeq names its product nibrin (gene nbs). Gene Ontology annotation, cellular component: Mre11 complex. Gene Ontology annotation, molecular function: protein binding; damaged DNA binding. Gene Ontology annotation, biological process: double-strand break repair via homologous recombination; mitotic G2 DNA damage checkpoint signaling. NCBI's taxonomy places the organism in Eukaryota, Metazoa, Arthropoda, Arachnida, Araneae, Eresidae. The record is from RefSeq and is a predicted model, not a curated record.
UUUCAGAACAUGUAGAGUAUCAUAUUUUUGUUGGUGAGGAUUGUGUUGUUGGUCGGAAAGAUGCAACGCUGCUACUUGCAAGUGAUCCUUCUGUUAGUCGUAAGCAUGCUGUGUUAUAUGUUAAACACCCAGAAGAAAACCUGAAGGAUCCCACAAAGAAACCUUCCUUGUUUUUGAGAGAUGAAGGAUCAAAGUAUGGAACUUUUAAAAAUGGUGCCAGAUUAACAACAGAAGUUGACCUUGAAGAUGGUGAUAUUGUAAAAUUUGGCCAAUUUGAAAGUGAAUUCAGGGUCUGUGCUUUGCCUUUGAUAGUUACUACUUCAUGCUUAGAGGUUUCUGCUAAAAGAAUGUUGAAGAUAAUUGUUCAUAAUUUAGGGGGGCAUUUUGUACCUGAAUGGCAGCCUUCUUGUACACAUCUAGUCAUGUCUGAAGUUAAAGUAACUGUAAAGGCUCUUUGCUGUUUAGUUUCUGCUAAACCUAUUGUUCAACCUGAAUAUUUUGAAGAACUGAAAAAAAGUUUACAUAGCACAUCAACUGUCAUAUCUCCAAAUAACUUUGUUCCACCGAUUGGAGAAUCUCUCAUAGACCAGGAUAAAGUUUCUUUUGGGGUGAAUCUGCAAAGAAAGCAGAUUUUUGAAAACAGAACUUUUUUCUUUCUAGAUGAAAAGCAGUUUAAGAAAUUGCAUUUGGGUAUAAUAUUGGGGAGUGGAAAUGCCACAAUACUCUCUGAUGAAGAAAUUGAUGAAGAGUUAUUAUUAAGGGACGGCCAUUGUGUUAUUGAACCAAGUCGGGAAAUGUCACAAAAUGCUGAAAUAAACAAGCUCAUGGAACAGGUUAAGUCUAUACUACUGAAAAAGAAAUUAAGAAUGAUUCCAGAAUCAGAUAUCGGCCUAGCUGUUGCAUACUGCUCUACUGAAAAAUACUGUAACCCAAAAUUCAGUUUUGGUGCUGCUGUUCUCAGAAGUCCAAAAGUACAAUCACAGACUUUGUCACAAGGAGAAGUGUAUGUUCCGAACACUGAAGAAUUAGUUGCAGGGUAAGUUGGAU